GUUCACACGAAUCACAAAAUCCCAUAAGUUCAGUUUCCUUCCUUCACUGCAUAUUAUAUAUAGCUACAGAAACCUUAAUAUUGCAAGCCUGAACCUGUUUCUUUCAAACUGAGAAUGGAGUGUUUCAAAGUUCAAAUACUAAUACUAACAAUAAUCUCACUUUCACUACUUCCAUUUCCAGUUAUUCACGGCUGGGGAACUGACGGCCAUUUCAUUAUUUGCAGAAUUGCUCAGUCUCGGUUAAGCGAAAGAGCAGCAGAUGCUAUUAAGGAACUGUUGCCUGAGUAUGCAGAAAAUGACUUGGCCAGUGUCUGCAUUUGGGCUGACCAUGUCAAGUUUCGUUACCGUUGGUCAUCUGCCCUUCAUUACAUUGAUACCCCAGAUUCUCUCUGCAAUUACCAGUAUAAGAGGGAUUGCAAGGAUGAAAAUGGGAUAAAGGAUAGGUGUGUUGCUGGGGCGAUCAACAAUUACACUUCCCAACUUCUUACCUACAGAAGUGAUUCCUCUGGAUAUAACCUUACAGAAGCACUUCUUUUCCUUUCUCAUUUUAUAGGAGACAUCCAUCAGCCUCUGCAUGUGGGUUUUACUUCAGACAGAGGAGGCAACACAAUUGAUGUCCAUUGGUAUACAAGGAAAGAAGUACUCCAUCAUGUUUGGGAUACCAAUAUAAUUAACACAACAGAAGAAAGGUUCUAUUACGCAAAUGUAGAUAACUUGAUCGAUGCAAUUCAACAAAAUAUAACGAAAGAGUGGGCAGAUCUAGUUCCAAGAUGGGAAGCCUGCAGUGCUAACAAGACAACCUGCCCAGACAUAUAUGCAUCUGAAAGCGUGAAAGCAGCUUGUGAUUGGGCUUACAAAGGUGUAUCAGAAGGUGAUGUAUUAGAAGAUGUUUAUUUCUUAUCUCGAAAACCAAUAGUUACUUAUCGGCUAGCUCAAGGCGGAGUUCGAUUGGCAGCAACUCUCAAUCGGAUUUUUCAAUGAUUAUCAGUUUCUCAGGGUUAUGGUUUAAGGUUUGGGGUUAACCAGAAACUUUCUAAAACUACAUGUUUACUUUGUUUAUUAGUAAAUUAUGAAUGUUAUAUAAAUAAUUAACCAAUGCUUGAAAAAAUAGCAGUAAGUAUUCUGCUUGUUCA
Molecule: messenger RNA, 1133 nt
Organism: Jatropha curcas
Lineage: Eukaryota; Viridiplantae; Streptophyta; Magnoliopsida; Malpighiales; Euphorbiaceae
Gene: ENDO2
Product: endonuclease 2
Biological process (GO): DNA catabolic process
Molecular function (GO): endonuclease activity; nucleic acid binding
Source: RefSeq, a predicted model, not a curated record